Messenger RNA from Suhomyces tanzawaensis NRRL Y-17324, 967 nucleotides. RefSeq lists its product as uncharacterized. The record is from RefSeq and is a predicted model, not a curated record. The coding region runs from base 316 to 864 and encodes 182 amino acids. The transcript has a single exon. NCBI's taxonomy places the organism in Eukaryota, Fungi, Ascomycota, Pichiomycetes, Serinales, Debaryomycetaceae.
AGCUUUCGCUCGAAUGGUCCGAUCUGACCGAGGUAGAGUCGCUGGAUCUGGGUUUGGCGCGAGGCACCCUCUUCUUGUCCCUCUGGAUUCUUUUCACCUGUGAGGUGUCCUGUAACAUGAGAAACGCUGACAUGAUGGUAGCAGUAGCAGGAUGUGGACAGUGACUGAAGCAAGAACUUGCACCUACGUCGGAGAUAUUGAAAAUGGUUAGAAGUGGCUCUAUAUAUAACCAUUGAACGGAAAUACCAGAUGCGCCCGUACAUGAGACAAUAACCACAUGCACCAAGAAUAGUCCACCAGUGUGGCAAACCAUCAAUGGUGGAGCCCCAGUGCCGAUCGGAAGAAAUAGCCAAUUUCACCUCAGUUCUGUGGGGCAGGGAUAUUUUAUGCAACACCGGUAUGGUAAUAGUGCGUAAGGAACGCUGUGUGAGACCACCCACCGGCGUCUUAAAAUCUCGUUGGGCGUGGUCGUCUAAAACAAUAGGCAAUUUGGCUGCAGUAGUCCCGUUUUGGGGCAUGAUCCCAGGUGGGCUGCAUUAUGGCAUACUUGUGCAUACGCGGGUACAUACACGAUACUCCUUGAAUACAAUAGGGCUUAGUGGAGGACAACCGACCGUUGGAGCAAAAGAAAUCACUCGUCCAAUUACAGGGUUCUCUGCCAACGAUCGGAUCGAAGUGUAUGCGCCUGUCUCGGGAUUCAUCUUCCUGGCCCCAGUGGACCCACCUAUCUCGAACGGCACCAGCUUCCCUGGUUUUGAGCGGAUUCAGCAGCAAUCGCCCUCGAGUGCUGAAACCUCACACGAGGCGUACCUCGUGCAGGGUUUCAACCUGUCUGAUGGUGUCAAGCCCUCAGGGCAAGUCUAGGCGUGCCUGGAUCACUUGCAAACGCACUGAUGUCAACCGACGCACGGAUGUCAACGAGCGCAUGCGACGUAAACGAGCUCGUAGAUGACAUGCGUCGAUCAAC